Schistocerca cancellata (South American locust) is the source of this 1925-nucleotide messenger RNA. RefSeq lists its product as uncharacterized. The transcript has 4 exons. Lineage: Eukaryota; Metazoa; Arthropoda; Insecta; Orthoptera; Acrididae. The record is from RefSeq and is a predicted model, not a curated record. The coding region runs from base 124 to 1107 and encodes 327 amino acids.
GGGCGAGUUUCAGCUUCAGCUGAGUUUUAACAUCUUUGGUAUCCCGGUUAGCGUGAGAACUGUUGGGUUACGUUGUUUGCGUAAACACAGCAGAAUAUCGUAUUUUUGUGGCGUUUUGUUGUGAUGGAUGUUUUAUGUGAAAGUGCUCCUAACGAUGACGACUGUGGUACAAGAUACUCCUCGUCCUCUAGUGAAGAUGACGAACGUAGGGACCAAGGCGUUGCGAUGACUUACAUGACUCUUGAUUCAAUUUUAAAUGAUAAUUCGCGAAUGUUUGAAUUUCUGAGAAGUUUUGGUGUGCUUGCGAACAAAUACGUAUGUGCUACGUGUCGGAAGCCGAUGUCCUGUGUGAAGGUUGCAACGACUAGAUGUGGCGAUGGGCUUAUGUGGCGUUGCGCGAAAGACAAAGUGUGGAGGUCAGUUCGUAAGGGUACUUGGUUCGAAAAGUCGAAGAUUAAGCUUAAAAGUAUAGUUCUGUUGACAUACUGUUUUUGUAUGCGUAAAUCUGUGCAAUCCACGUGUCGCAUCACAGGCUUGAGUGACAAAACGGUUGUCGAUUGGUUUUUGUCAUGUAGAGAAAUUUGUUCAGCUUUGAUGAAGAAGAGGGGAAAAAUCGGGGGGCCAGGUGUUGUGGUUGAGUUUGGCGAGUCAUCUUUUGGAAGUAACAAGUAUGAUAAGGGAAGGUGGAUGGCAGAAGUUUGGGUUUGGGGAGCAGUCGUUUGUGGGAAGGACCACGGUGAAUUGGUUUUGAAUGUGGUUGAGAAGAGGGAUGCUAGGACUUUGCAGUGGUUCAUUGAAGAGCAUGUUGAAAAUGGUACUGUUAUAUAUUCAGAUAAAUGGGACAGUUAUGAGGAUGCAGAGGAGUUUGACCUUCAGUCGUUUGCAGCAGAUCACAACUACCAGUUCCGGAAUAAAGUGACUGGUACAAUGGAGAGAUAUUGGAAAGAAGUUAAGAGAGUUCUCGAGGGAGGCAAGAGACGGCGCAGUGGUUUGCAGAGUCAUUUGGAUGAGUACAUUUGGAGGGAAAGUGUGUUUGUGCAUGGGUGUGCAUUUCAUUCGUUCAUGCAGAGUGUUGGAGCCCUUUAUGUUCCACGUGUAGAGGAUUAAGAUGUGGAUUUGCUGUUUGGGUUUGGUUGCAGGAGAGGUGUGUGGGGGGAGGGGCUGGAGAUGGAAAUUUGGUUUUUGUGUACGUUGUUAUUUAUCAACCAUGUGUGUGGAGCGUCUGGCUGUAGGAUUGUGAGUUGGUCGACCUGAAACCUUGUCAUUGUGGAGAUAUUUUUAUGAUGCCUACUUUUCUUUCACUUUCUCAGUUUACCAUGCGACACACAAAUGAAGCUUGCUGUUAUCUGUGUGAUCAGUGAUAUUCAGUUUUAACUGAAACUAUGGACAACACAUAGUGCCACCUGAUGAGGAAUGUGUUAAGCAUUCUAAUAAGAGCCUAGAUUUGAAUAAGCUCACAUUGAUACAUCAAGUGCACCGUGGCUGGUCAGGUGUGAAAGACUGCGAAUCACGAUGACUGAUCACGGCACCUAGUAGCCGUAGUUGGAACUCGACAGUGACGCUGUGACACGUGGAAAUCGUGCACCUCAUACUCUGGACAUUAUUGCUACCAAGUUUGGUACUGACAAGAAACAGUGGGAUCCAGUCAGGUGUAAUCUUGUGAUUAUAUUCUGGAGGAUUCCUUUUCCUGCAACUACCAAACACUUGGGUCCAGGAGCCAGUGAAAAAAUAAAAGACUGAGUAGGGGCAUGGGGUGCCUCUUCAAAUCCAUUGUGAUGAGGCAGAGGAAAACCUUUUCUUCUGAAGAAAAGGAGCCUGGUGCUAGAUAACGAUUAAGGAAGAUAUUUUGAAUAAAUGUAUUAUUGAUAAAAUAUACUAACCUAUUUACCUUCCGUUUUACUGUAAUAAAGAACUGAAAUAAUUUA